This is a messenger RNA of Platichthys flesus (European flounder), 1030 nucleotides long. It is a transcript of the gene tusc3, whose product is annotated as tumor suppressor candidate 3. The record is from RefSeq and is a predicted model, not a curated record. Gene Ontology annotation, cellular component: oligosaccharyltransferase complex. Bases 32 to 1030 code for a protein of 332 amino acids. Lineage: Eukaryota; Metazoa; Chordata; Actinopteri; Pleuronectiformes; Pleuronectidae. The transcript has 9 exons.
ACACGUCUCUCAUUCUGAGCAUCUUUCCGUCAUGGCGACUGUUUGGGCUAGAACCGUCUCUAAGCUGACGGCGCUGUCUGUUGUCUUCCUGCUGCUGCUGUGUCUGCCACCCGGGGGAGGACAGAAGAAGAAGGAGAAUGUGCUCUCGGAGAAGGUGGACCAGAUGAUGGAGUGGUCCUCUCGCCGUUCGGUCGUGAGGAUGAACGGUGACAAGUUCCGUCGCUUUGUCAAGGCCCCACCCAGGAACUACUCUGUCAUCGUCAUGUUCACCGCCCUGCAGCCUCAAAGACAGUGUUCCGUCUGCCGGCAGGCGAACGAGGAAUACCAAGUCCUGGCAAACUCGUGGCGUUACUCGUCUGCAUUUUCCAACAAGCUGUUCUUCACCGUGGUGGACUACGAUGAGGGAGCUGAUGUUUUCCAACAGUUGAACAUGAACAGUGCUCCAACCUUCAUGCAUUUCCCGGCCAAGGGGAAGCCGAAGAGGGCUGAUACAUUUGACCUGCAAAGGAUUGGCUUUGCUUCAGAGCAGCUGGCCAAGUGGAUUGCAGAUCGCACAGAUGUCCAGAUUCGUGUCUUCCGUCCUCCUAAUUAUUCAGGGACCAUUGCGUUGGCUCUGUUAGUUUCUCUGGUUGGAGGUCUGCUGUAUCUGAGGAGGAACAACUUAGAAUUCAUAUACAACAAGACUGGAUGGGCCAUGGCUGCACUGUGUGUCGUUUUUGCAAUGACAUCCGGUCAGAUGUGGAAUCAUAUCCGUGGCCCUCCCUAUGCCCACAAGAACCCCCAGAACGGACAAGUGAGUUAUAUUCAUGGCAGCAGUCAGGCUCAGUUUGUGGCCGAGUCUCACAUCAUCCUUCUUCUGAAUGCUGCAAUCACCAUGGGGAUGGUGCUGCUGAAUGAGGCGGCCACCUCAAAGGGAGACGUCGGCAAGAGGAGAAUCAUCUGCCUGGUUGGCCUUGGCCUGGUGGUGUUUUUCUUCAGCUUCCUGCUCUCCAUCUUCAGGUCCAAGUACCAUGGAUACCCUUACAGGUAA